GUGGCAUAUUUUAGGUUUGGAUGAAAAAGACAGAAAUGAAGAAACCAUUUGCAGUGGCAUCUCCUUUCUUGAAGAAGGGCUUUCAAAAGAUAUACAACAUGUUGAGCUAUAUGAGCACCCUGUUGUAUUGACUGUAGAAGCUCAGGAAAAAUAUGUUGGACAUUUGAAUGGUGCACUGAGUAAAAAUCUGUUCUUGAAGGACAAGAAGCAUAGAUUUUAUAUUGUUUCUGCAUUGACAGACACCAGAAUAGAGUUAAAAAUUCUAGCUCAGAGGCUCGGAUUGGGAAAAGGAGGCUUGAGGAUGGCCCCAGAAGAUUCACUGACAGGGAUACUUCAGGUACCCCUUGGUUGUGUUACUCCAUUCACGCUUUAUAAUGAAUCUACAAGGGGUGUCUCUUUAUUAUUAGACCAAGGGCUAAGAAUAAAGGAGCGAUGCUUCUUCCGCCCACUAUCUAAUGACAUGACCAUUGCUAUUAACACAAGUGGUCUUGAUAAGUUUCUGAGUUCAAUUGGAAAGCCAUCAAACUAUGUUGAUCUGGAAUCAGCUACCUGAGUGGUUCCUGAGACUGGGAAAUUGCCAAAAAGGACAUAAUUGGUGGUCUUGUGUUUACCGAUGCUAUUUGUUGUAAUGCUUACUUGAAUGCAAAGCUACAACUUUCUCAAGUAUUGACUGAUAUGAAGAACUUGCAUUUGCCUUUGUAUUUCGAGAGGUUUUCAAGACUAGUUCAUCAGCCGAUGCAGCAGAUGAAUUUGGCUGUGACAACAAGAGACUUAAGGGAAUAGGCAUUGGUACUCCUGAAGGUCUAAUUUCUCUGGAUGAUUUCCGUAGCCUUCAACGGUCAAACACGGAAUUGAGGAAACAACUAGAGGAUCAAGUUGAAAGAAUUGAGGCUUUGCGCAAUGAAAAUCAUGCAACUGUUGAGAACCACGAGAGUGGAUUGAGUAAUGCUUCUCGAUAAUAGGCCACCAACACAUUAUGUCAUCCGCUCCCCUCGAUAUUCAUAGUCCAAGUUAUGCUUCUUGGAGGAUUCAUUACUCUGUUUUCAAGCUAAAUAAUCUCCUGAAAAGAGUUCAUUAACUACAAUAAUAUAUAUUCCAUAUACAUUUCUAGAGCCAUUUCAUCCUUCCGGUUAGACUAGUUAGCUUUUUGUUAUUUUUUAUUACUUAUUAUUGUUUCGGGGUAUGCCCCUACAAAUUAUGUAGUAUGUACAUUCACAUUUAUGUGAGAAUUUGAUAUAUAAAUAAAAAUGUUUCAAAUUUUGGUUACU
Cuscuta europaea is the source of this 1268-nucleotide messenger RNA. NCBI's taxonomy places the organism in Eukaryota, Viridiplantae, Streptophyta, Magnoliopsida, Solanales, Convolvulaceae. The record is from the annotation of a GenBank genome assembly.